AUGGUCAGCCUCACCACCUCGGACAACGAGCAGUUCACCGUCGACAAGGACGUCGCAGAGCGCUCCGUUCUCAUCAAGCAGAUGCUCGAGGACAUUGGCGAUACCGACCAACCCAUCCCUCUGCCCAAUGUCUCGUCUAACGUUCUCAAAAAGGUGCUCGAGUACUGCGCCCACCACCGCAACGACCCCCCUCCGCCCGCCGACGACGCCGAAGAGUCGCGAAGGAGGACCACCGACAUCUCGGAAUGGGACUCCAAGUUUAUCCAGGUCGACCAGGAGAUGCUCUUUGAAAUCAUCCUCGCCGCAAACUACCUCGACAUCAAGCCCCUCCUCGACGUCGGCUGCAAGACUGUCGCCAACAUGAUCAAGGGCAAGACGCCCGAAGAGAUCCGCAAAGUCUUCAACAUCCAGAACGACUUCAGCCCCGAGGAGGAGGCGCAGAUCAGGAAGGAGAACGAAUGGGCCGAGGACCGCUAA
Messenger RNA from Pseudozyma flocculosa PF-1, 477 nucleotides. RefSeq lists its product as uncharacterized. The record is from RefSeq and is a predicted model, not a curated record. The transcript is spliced from 5 exons. Gene Ontology annotation, molecular function: cullin family protein binding. NCBI's taxonomy places the organism in Eukaryota, Fungi, Basidiomycota, Ustilaginomycetes, Ustilaginales, Ustilaginaceae. The coding region runs from base 1 to 477 and encodes 158 amino acids. Gene Ontology annotation, cellular component: nucleus; cytoplasm. Gene Ontology annotation, biological process: mitotic cell cycle; SCF-dependent proteasomal ubiquitin-dependent protein catabolic process.